UACAUGCGACCGUACAACCGCUCAGCCUGCCUCCGUUUUUCUCCAACGCCAGCGACGACGCGGAGGACAACAGACAUUCGUGUUUUGAAUUGAAGCGGCGGAGAAGAUUUCAACGUAUCCGGACGCCCUAACUUUCCCUCACAACACGAACCGCGCAGUGUGUGGCUCUUGUGGACUGUAACGGAUUGGCAAAAAGCACUCCUUUCCCCUUGACUACUCAGCGGAACGGUUUUUCCAAUCGCAGACAUCCCAGCAGAGCCAAAGGUGCAGUGGGGGCGAGGCUGCUCUCAGGUCAGAACAAACCCGUCGCCAUGGAUGUGGAUGAGGAGGAGAAUAUGAGUUCGAGCAGCACCGAUGUUAAGGAAAACCGAAACCUGGACAACGUGUCCUGCAAAGACGGGGUGGGAGUGGCUGAACAGCUCCCCAAUGGAAGCGGCCUGGGCAGUCGAAAGCGCCCCCUAGAAGAGGGAAACAAUGGACACACACACUCGAAGUUCCGGGCCAAGAAACGUAAGAAAACGCCAGGGCCAGUCCUGCCCAAGAACGCCCUGAUGCAGUUGAACGAAAUCAAACCGGGUCUACAGUACAAACUGCUGUCUCAAACAGGACCAGUCCAUGCGCCAGUUUUUGUCAUGACUGUGGAGGUCAAUGGACAGAUGUUUGAGGGCAUGGGCCCAACUAAGAAGAAGGCUAAACUGAACGCAGCAGAGAAAGCACUGCGUUCCUUCGUCCAGUUCCCCAAUGCCUCUGAGGCACACCUGGCCAUGGGUCGAACAUUGACAGUGAACACAGACUUUACAUCUGACCAAGCUGACUUCCCAGAUAUGCUCUUCAAUGGCUUUGAGACACCAGCCGCACCUGAGGAAUCCUUCUAUCUAGGCUCUAAUGGUAGCAGCUCCUUAAACUCACUAGGGGAGUACCCACUGCCCACACCACCUGGCAGCAACCUUGCCCAGGCCCCACUGCCCCCUCCAUCAGCAUUCAGCUCGCCCUCCAGUGGCAAAAACCCAGUCAUGAUCCUCAAUGAGCUCAGGCCAGGCCUCAAAUAUGACUUUGUCUCAGAGAGCGGGGAGAGUCAUGCCAAGAAUUUUGUGAUGUCAGUAACAGUGGAUGCACAGACGUUUGAAGGCUCAGGGCGCAACAAGAAGUUGGCCAAAGCCCGGGCAGCGCAGGCCGCCCUCUCAGCUCUCUUCAACAUGCAGCUAGACCAGACGCCAUCCCGGCAACCCAUACCAAGAGAGGGAUUGCAGCUUCACCUACCCCAGGUUCUGGCUGAUGCCGUCUCUCGCCUGGUGGUGGAUAAGUUCAGUGAGUUGACAGAUAACUUCACCUCCCCCCAUGCACGACGGAAAGUCCUAGCAGGGGUCGUCAUGACAACAGGGACAGACGUGAAGGAAGCACAGGUCAUUUGUGUCUCCACGGGAACCAAAUGCAUCAACGGUGAGUACAUGAGCGACCGCGGCCUGGCACUCAAUGACUGCCACGCUGAGAUAAUCGCCCGACGCUCGCUCAUCAGGUACCUCUACACUCAGCUGGAGUUCUUCCUCAGCAACAACAAGGAGGACCACCAGAAGUCGAUAUUUGUGCAGUGUGAGAAGGGAGGCUACAGGUUAAAGGACAACGUGCAGUUCCACCUCUACAUCAGCACCUCGCCCUGUGGAGACGCCAGGAUCUUCUCUCCGCACGAGGCCGGAGUGGAAGACCAAGGGGACAGACAUCCCAACCGGAAAGCACGGGGACAGUUAAGGACAAAAAUUGAGUCCGGGGAGGGCACCAUACCUGUGAGGUCCAGCAACACCAUCCAGACUUGGGACGGGGUCCUGCAGGGGGAGAGGUUACUCACCAUGUCCUGCAGUGACAAGAUCGCAAGGUGGAAUGUGGUGGGCAUUCAGGGCUCUUUGAUGAGCUACUUCACAGAGCCAAUCUACUUCUCCAGCAUCAUCCUCGGCAGCCUUUACCACGCCGACCACCUCUCCAGGGCCAUGUACCAGCGCAUCGCCGAUAUCGAGGACCUGCCCCAGCAGUUCACCCUCAACAGGCCCCUGCUCAGCGGUAUAAGUAAUGCAGAGGCCAGGCAGCCCGGCAAGGCACCCAGCUUCAGCGUGAACUGGACAGUGGGCGACCAGGCCCUGGAGGUGAUCAAUGCAACCACAGGCAAGGACGACAUGGGUCGCGCUUCACGCCUCUGCAAGAACGCCCUCUACAGCCGCUGGGUGCGCCUACACUCCAAGCUGUCGUCCAUCUUGUGGAUCAAGAUGCUCAAGCCCAGCUCCUACCAUGAAGCCAAGCAGGCGGCCACAGAGUACCACUCUGCCAAGCAGGCGCUCAUCAAGGCCUUCCACAAGGCCGGCCUCGGGGCCUGGGUCAAAAAGCCCAUUGAGCAAGACCAGUUCACCCUCAGUUCCUGAGGGAGUCAAGGGACCAAGGGAUUCCUAAACCCCCCACUCCUUCCCCCCCUGACCCAGGCCUGAAAGCAAGAGAGCCCCCUAUAAACAGCCAGCCCACAGAGACACUUACCUCCGUCCCAUGUGUCGGCACGCACGUGCACUUUGUACUUGUGGAAAUAAACGUGCGUAGUUUCACAAACCAUCCAUAGCUCAUCAUUCUCAUUCCUCUCAUCAUAUUGCUUUGUGUCCUUUUAUUCUGAUUUUAAUGGAUGGGUUUUUUUCCAUCUACUUGUUUGUUCUGUUUUAAAACUGGAAUCCAUGGUUUUUACACCACUUAGUUGUCUAUGUUUCCCAUAGAAUUUAUGCUUUCAUGCCGUAGACGUGGAAGUCGAAAUCAUACAGUUUUGUUUAUUUUCUCCAUCAGUGAGUGUAGCCAGUUUAGGGUGAAAUGUAGCCUAGAAUCACAGGAUCUUUCUUAAGUAAAACCGAUGUGUAUGGACCUAAAAAAAGAAUGACUAUGACGAAUUUUAAUUUAAAGAUGCAUAAAUCUCCAGGAUGUAAAUCUAGUGCUGAAAAGAAGAUAGUUCUAUAACAUUUAAUGUGUGUUAUUUGGUCCGUUCCUUAGAUGAGACUACAUGUUCAUAGCCCCUGUAUUAAAGAUGAAGAUGUUACUAAAUGUUGUGGUCCUGUUUGAUUCACUGACUGCAGAGAAUAUACAGGGCAGGCGUCGCAGCAGUUUAGUACACUUUUGUUGAUGUUCAUGUGUUGUACAUUCAUUCAUGCAUCUAUUCUGUAAGUUAUUUUCUGUCACUCUCAUUCCAUACUUAAACCAUGGGGGAUCGCACCCCGCCACCCUCCCGACUCCUCCCCUCGCCUGGGUCUUGGGACAAGCUUUGGGAGGUGCUGCACGUUGUAUUUUUCCUUGAUCUAAGCCAUGGCUUUGCAUGGGAACUGAAAUGGGAGGCCGACAGAGCAGAAAACGUGGUGGAGAGCUUCCGUCAGUGAAUGAUUUUUGAAUGAAUGCCAGCAUCUUCCUCCACAGGCAGCUUUGAAUCUUUGUCUCUAUUUUGUAGAUUUCUCGUGAUUGUUUGUUUGUUUUAAGGGGAGGGACAGGGACCUUUUUGUUGUUGUUGUUGUUGUUAUUUUUCUCAAGAUUGGGCAUUUGAGAAUUGGGGGAUAAUAUUGCAGUGAAAGUAGAGUUGGCAUAAACAGACCUCUCAGAUCUUGUAACUUUGUGGCAGGAAUCCAUGAUGGAUGAACUAUUAAUAGAAGGCAUGGUCGAUGUACUGUAGUGCCACAUGCAGUAAGUUACAGUCACUGGAUGUCACAUUAUGCCGGCCUGUAGUUAUAGUCUGGAAUGCAAACAAGCUGUAACAUGCCGUCAAGUUGUGUGCUAAUGUCUGAUAAACUCCACCGGUUGGGUUGUGCCCAAAUGCAUCACAGUGUGAUGUCAUUUGCGUCGUCCUUUCUUCUGCAUCUACAGAAACACGUUAGCCGCGUCGUCCGGGACGACCGUUGUGAUCUGACCUGCCACCUUUGCACCCCGAGUGCAUGAAUGUCCUCGUGUUUUAAAUCUGUAAAUGAGGAUGUAUUUCCAAGUAACUGCAGUGAAUUCCUCUUCCCAGCCGUAGGAAGUGUGUGUGUGUGUGUGUGUGUGUGUGUGUGUGUGUGAGAGAGAGAGUGAGAGAGACGUGUGUGCUCCUAUGUCUUCAAGCAUACUGUGUGGAAUCUUCACCAAAGAUGAUGAUGUCCAUGUGUGUUUCUGCCCUUCUAUUUUCCCUGAAGAGAUUUUUUUUUAAAGUAUCCUCCUUUUUUUAAUAUCGACCCUUUACUGUUUUGUUUUGUUUUUUGUAAACCCACUGAACAAUGUACUUUUGAUUUGUACAAAAACUGUGUAUUGCAUUCAGUGUGGGGGAAAUUGAAUUGUCAGGCUUCUUUAGUGCAUCCGUAGCUGUCGGUGGCCACUUGUAUAUUGUGACCUGCAAUCAUUAUUGCUGCAGUAUCGUAGUUCUGUGUAUAUAAGGAACAACAAAAAUGACAAAAUCUGUUCCCUGUACAAUGAUUUCAUCCUAGAAACUGUCCGAACUCUCUCCCUCUUCCUGGGACUGUGAAGAUGUAAUGUAUUCGUGGUUCUCUGUGACUCACUGGGCACCAUAAAGCAUGGCACUAACACUGCCGGGGUUAACAUGAUCCAUCCCCAUUGUAGCCACCAAUGUUUAAAAAAAAUAUAUGCACUGUAAGGUGCCUCAGCUAAAAGUGGCAUCCACCAGCUGGCACGGGCGAUGUCAUAUAUGUACCUUUUUUACUUCUAUUUGGUUGUUUUAUGAGUCAGUAUUAGAAAAGCAGGAAAAUCUACCGUCGAGUCGAGUCGAGUUGAAGGUAGAAACCUUGGAAUUUGGUGUAAAAAAAAUAACCACAGAAAUAACCCCCCCCCAACAAAUAGACCCAGACCAAAGUCACAAGCAAUACUCCUGAUGUCUCCUUUAAUGUUGCUCCAUCACACACAGGAGUCUGAAUGAAGUUUCCCUCCCCCGCUGCUCCUCCAGUCUUUGUUCUCCUGUCCUCUUCUCUCUCCACAAAGCUGUCUGAAAGCUGUCUUUUUUUUGUUUUUGUUUUUUUUUUAUGUAUAUCCCCCCCCCCUAAAGAGACUGCCUGCUUCUAGACUUUUGUUUUUCUUUUGACUGCACUAAAGAUGUCAAAUGAUGAUGUCAUGAUAUAAAACCGUCCCCGGAUUGGAUGGCAACUAUCACAGCAAGAACUGAACUGCUUCUGCUUAACCCUUUGUGACUCCUCGACG
Chelmon rostratus (copperband butterflyfish) is the source of this 5184-nucleotide messenger RNA. It is a transcript of the gene adarb1b, whose product is annotated as adenosine deaminase RNA specific B1b. The record is from RefSeq and is a predicted model, not a curated record. Lineage: Eukaryota; Metazoa; Chordata; Actinopteri; Chaetodontiformes; Chaetodontidae. Gene Ontology annotation, biological process: adenosine to inosine editing; RNA processing. Gene Ontology annotation, molecular function: tRNA-specific adenosine deaminase activity; double-stranded RNA binding; double-stranded RNA adenosine deaminase activity. The coding region runs from base 312 to 2408 and encodes 698 amino acids. Gene Ontology annotation, cellular component: nucleolus; cytoplasm. The transcript is spliced from 12 exons.